AAUGGAACGUGUCAUGACGCGUUGCCAUAGCGCUUGACCUGCAUUAUAGCCAGUGUGUAUUUAUUGGUUUCGUCUACUUUUGCUAGUCACUCAGCCGUCGCAUGAUUGAAAAGGUGUUGUGUAUCUUUUGUGAUAUGAGUGACCUUAGUUUUCAACAAGCAAUGUGAACUCGGAUUGUUGUUUCAUAAAACUGUCCUGAGUAGCAGUAGAUAUUAGUAGUGCCAAUAGUUUGCAACUGAGCGACCAUGGGGAAAUCCUCGGUCCGUGUUCAGGCGCUUUCGAACGGCGGCGCAGACGACCCAACGCGCUCAUUUGGGGAGUCAGUCUUCGCAAUAACAGACAAUUCAUCAUCGACGAGUGGACUAAACGAUGGGACUGAACGAAGGGAGAUUGCUGAUGACCCCGUCUGUCAGGAAGUAAAGGAAAAGAGAAAAUUGUUGUUUCGAGAGUUUGCUUCAGAUACAUCUUUGCAUGGAAUAAAAUACGUCACGAAUCCCAAACAUCACAAAUUCAGGAGAUUUGUAUGGCUGAUUCUCGUCCUAGUCGCUUUUAUUGGAUUCAUUGUCACCACCGUUGACCACCUACAGAAAUUCCUGAAGUAUGACACUUCUACCUCCUUAACCUACAUAACUCAGCCCAACCAGACACUACCAGCUAUUACGAUCUGUAACUACAACGCCUUCAAGAAAUCAGCAGUUAUCAAUUCUGGCUGGGAAUCUAUUAUACCUGUCCUUCUGCCUUACGUCACCAAGGCUUCCAUACCCCAGUCACAAGUCGAUGUGGACGUCUAUGAGAAUAUAACCUUACCUGAUUGGGAUGUGAAUGAGACUAAUGAAAGAUGGGGACAUCGAAUCGAAGAUAUGCUGCUUGAAUGUCAAUGGAAGCAAGGAUACAACUGUGGUCCUCAAGAUUUCAAGAUGGUUUGGACAGACCUGGGGCCGUGCUACACUUUCAACGGUGGAAACGUGAGUCAAGCAGGCGCAGAUGCGUCGCCUUAUGUGGUCAAUGGAACCACCUCCGAGGAAGGACUGCGGAUAAGAUUGAAUCUAGAACAAUAUGACUAUUUGGCAACACCGUACGAUACAGCGGGAUUCAAGAUAUUGAUCCAUAAUCGAUAUGACGUCGCUACAUUUGUCAACCCCGGUAUUAUACAAGCGGCUCCUGGCUUCAAUACUUUUAUUCCGCUCACUAAAACAAUAAUUAAAGGCAAGAAAUCUCCAUACGUGACCAACUGUACAGACGGGGGUCUGAAAUACUUCGCUACCUACACGCCUAAUACGUGCUUGAUCGAAUGUCUGACGGACGCUGCCUUUGAGGAAUGUGGAUGCUUCUUACCUUGGACGUCUGGUGGUGAUGGAGAAGUUUGUGAUUUUGAGACGGCUGCAUCAUGUUCGUUCAAUGCUUUAGUGGGUGUGGACUGUCCGUGUAAUAUGCCUUGCCUUGAGGAACAAUAUAAAACUCGCGUGAGCAUGACGGCUACACCUGCACAGUAUGCUAUACCAACAUUAUGUGACAAAUACAACAUGACACAAGAAGAAAUCAGAAACAACAUCGUGGAUUUGUACAUUUACUUUGAGGACAUGAGAGUCACUGUCAUCGAACAUAAAGGAGCCUAUGAAUUCUACGAUUUAACAAGUGAUGUUGGAGGCGAGAUUGGUCUGUUACUUGGAGCAAGUGUCCUAACACUCUUCGAAUUCUUGGAUUAUCUUGCUGUGUACCACAUGAUGGGCCUAGCUCUCCUCAAAAAGUGUUACCACAGACACUUUGGCAAGCGGAGAUAGUGUUCUCAUUUGAAGUGGACUUAAUGAUAUUGUAUUUGUGGCAAUUAAAACCCUGUAUUGUUACUGGUAAUAGUAGUUCAUUUUACUUUUGCGGUCCCUGACCCACAUAACUGUAAUUUGUCUUGUCAUGUAUUCGGAUUUUCGUCCCAGGUCCCCGCUAGCGUCUUACUGUACUUGUUGUUUGUUGUUUUAUGCUCGUUUUACUCAAUUUUGUUUUGUUUUUGUGAUG
This is a messenger RNA of Patiria miniata (bat star), 2010 nucleotides long. RefSeq names its product acid-sensing ion channel 1-like. Gene Ontology annotation, biological process: sodium ion transmembrane transport. Bases 246 to 1781 code for a protein of 511 amino acids. Lineage: Eukaryota; Metazoa; Echinodermata; Asteroidea; Valvatida; Asterinidae. Gene Ontology annotation, molecular function: ligand-gated sodium channel activity. Gene Ontology annotation, cellular component: membrane. The record is from RefSeq and is a predicted model, not a curated record. The transcript has 9 exons.